Gasterosteus aculeatus aculeatus (three-spined stickleback) is the source of this 2020-nucleotide messenger RNA. RefSeq names its product glycerol-3-phosphate dehydrogenase [NAD(+)], cytoplasmic. The record is from RefSeq and is a predicted model, not a curated record. Gene Ontology annotation, molecular function: NAD binding; glycerol-3-phosphate dehydrogenase [NAD(P)+] activity; protein homodimerization activity. Gene Ontology annotation, cellular component: cytosol. Gene Ontology annotation, biological process: carbohydrate metabolic process; glycerol-3-phosphate catabolic process. NCBI's taxonomy places the organism in Eukaryota, Metazoa, Chordata, Actinopteri, Perciformes, Gasterosteidae.
CGUGCGUUGCGUAACUCCACUGCGGGUUCAGUCAGCGAGGCUCAUUCCGUGUCGCCGUUAGACCCGGUUCAAGGCACCUCUGCGCGAUGGCGCCGCUGAACAAAGUCUGCAUCAUUGGCUCCGGAAACUGGGGUUCUGCCAUUGCCAAGAUCGUGGGAGCCAACGCCGCCUGCAAUGCCAAUUUUGACACCACCGUGAAAAUGUGGGUGUUUGAGGAGAUGGUGAACGGGCGCAAACUCACGGAAAUAAUCAACAAGGACCACGAGAAUGUGAAGUACCUUCCUGGGCACAGGCUGCCAGAAAACGUGCUGGCCGUCCCAGACCUGGUGGAGGCGUCCAGGGAUGCAGACAUUCUGGUAUUUGUGAUCCCCCAUCAGUUUGUUGGGAAGGUGUGUGACACCAUAAAAGGCAAGAUAAAGGCCGACGCACUGGGGAUAUCACUCAUCAAGGGCGUAGAUGAGGGGCCCGAUGGACUGAAACUCAUCUCCGAUGUGAUCCAGGAGAAGCUCGGGAUCACCAUGAGUGUGCUAAUGGGGGCCAACAUUGCCAAUGAAGUUGCCGAUGAGAAGUUCUGUGAGACCACCAUAGGCUGUAAGAAUAAAAACCACGGGGCCCUCCUGAAGGAACUCAUGCAGACCACUAACUUCCGAGUCACAGUGGUGGAGGAGUCUGAUGUGGUGGAAAUCUGCGGGGCCCUGAAGAACAUCGUCGCGGUCGGAGCGGGUUUCUGCGACGGUCUGGGCUUCGGGGACAACACCAAGGCCGCGGUCAUCCGGUUAGGCCUCAUGGAGAUGAUCGCGUUCGCCCGCAUCUUCUGCACCGCCGGCCCAGUGUCCUCCGCGACCUUCCUGGAGAGCUGCGGCGUGGCCGACCUCAUCACCACCUGCUACGGCGGCCGCAACCGCAGAGUAGCGGAAGCUUUUGUGAAGACGGGGAAGUCCAUCGAGGAGCUGGAGAAGGAGAUGCUGAACGGGCAGAAGCUGCAGGGACCAGCGACAGCAGCAGAGGUCAAUCACAUCCUCAAGCACAAAAACCUGAUCGACAAGUUCCCACUGUUCAACGCCGUGUACCAGAUCUGCUUCCAGGCCCAUCCGGUCACAGAGUUCAUAAGCUGCCUGCAGAACCACCCGGAGCACAUGUAGAAGAACCACCAUGACGACAAACUGACCAAGUGCCUUUUUGAUUGAAGAACAUUCCCUUUUCUCAGCUGUUACCCGGCAAGAAUAGAUGGAGGACGGGCUGCUCCACAUCUGUCCCACAGCUGACCGGCUCCAGCCAGUGAGUGCAAUGUUCACUUUGUUCAUGUUAAACUCUAGUUUUACCAUUUUGUCCUUAACACUGUUUCUUUUAAGUGCUUUGGUUCCUUUCCUGACAUAAACAUGAUGACUUGAAGGGAAUUGAAUGAAGUGGGUUUCCUUUCCCAUGCAAUUGUCAGACAGCUAUUUUUACCCAAUUUCUUUUAUGUAGGGAAAUUUAAAUCUGAAGAAAUGGCGUCGCUUUGCUAGAAAGCAAUCAAAUGAAAUCCUAUAUAUCUAUAUAUAUAUAUAUAGAUUAGAAUAUAAUUCUAUUUUUCUAAAAAUGUUUAUUGACUCCUGUUUUGGUCGACCCUCUACAGCCAUUCAUUUAGUAACAUCUUUGAUGUUCGUAUGGCUCCACAUCAUGCAUUCAGAUUUUGGCAGAGCCACCAGGCGGGCCAGAGGCCCGUCGACAACGCUUAUGUCAUCGUUCAUUUCAAGUUAUUCCGUCAUGUAAUACCUCAGUUAACUGUUUGCUCUAUAAGUGUCUUAUGUAAUUCACUGUUUCCUGUCUUGUACAUUAACACUGUCAACCGCACAGCGACUGUUUUUAACAUAAAAACUGGAAGUGCCUUCGAGCGCACCGUAUCAAGAGCUUUUGACUGAAAAACGUAAACAUCCGUCCAAUAAUCCGUUUGUUAAUGUGACCCUGCCUGACUUUCACUAAUUUACGGCUCAUUGUGUUGAUAAUUAUACCAUUUGUCUGAAUAAACCAAUUCUAAUUA